CCCGCCUCCCGCACGCGCUCCGUGAUCCUGGACGCCGCGACGGGCCAGCUGCGCCUGGUGGACGGCCGCCACCCCGAUGCCGUGGCCUGGGCCAACCUCACCAACGCCAUCCACGAGACCGGCUGGGCCUUUCUGGAGCUGGGCACGAGUGGUCGCUACAAUGACAGCCUGCAGGCCUACGCAGCCGGCGUGGUGGAGGCAGCCGUGUCGGAGGAGCUCAUCUAUAUGCACUGGAUGAACACGGUGGUCAAUUACUGCGGCCCCUUCGAGUAUGAAGUCGGCUACUGUGAGAGGCUCAAGAGCUUCCUGGAGGCCAACCUGGAGUGGAUGCAGGAGGAGAUGGAGCGGAACCAGGACUCCACGUACUGGCACCAGGUGCGGCUGACUCUCCUGCAGCUGAAAGGCCUGGAGGACAGCUACCAAGGCCGGGUGGCCUUCCCAGCCGGGAGCUUCACCAUCAAGCCCUUGGGGUUCCUCCUCUUGCAGAUCGCUGGGGACCUGGAGGACCUGGAGCUGGCCCUGAACAAGACCAAGACCAAAGCAUCCCUGGGCUCGGGCUCCUGCUCCGCCCUCAUCAAGCUGCUGCCCGGCCAGCGCGACCUGCUGGUGGCUCACAACACCUGGAACACCUACCAGCACAUGCUGCGCGUCAUCAAGAAGCUGUCCUUCCAGUUCCACCAGGGCCCCCAAGAGGACUCCCCGCUGGUUCCCAGCAACAAGCUGGUCUUCUCGUCCUACCCCGGCACUAUCUUCUCCUGUGACGACUUCUACAUCCUCAGCAGCGGGCUGGUGGCGCUGGAGACCACCAUCGGCAAUAAGAACCCGGCCCUGUGGAAGUACGUGCGGCCCGAGGGCAGCGUGCUGGAGUGGGUGCGCAACGUGGUGGCCAACCGCUUGGCCUUGGAUGGGGACAGUUGGGCGGAUGUCUUCAAGAGGUUCAACAGCGGCACGUAUAAUAAUCAGUGGAUGAUCGUGGACUACAAAGCGUUCGUGCCCGGCGGGCCCAGCCCCCAGAGCAGGGUGCUCACCAUCCUGGAGCAGAUCCCGGGCAUGGUGGUGGUGGCGGACAAGACCUCGGAGCUCUACCAGAAGUCCUACUGGGCCAGCUACAACAUUCCGUCCUUUGAGGCUGUGUUCAAUGCCAGCGGGCUGCAGGACCUGGUGGCCCAGUACGGAGACUGGUUCUCCUACGACCGGAGCCCCCGAGCCCAGAUCUUCCGGAGGAACCAGUCGCUGGUGUAUGACAUCGACUCCAUGGUCCAGCUGAUGAGGUACAACGACUUCCUCCACGACCCCCUGUCCCUGUGCAAGGUCUGCAGCCCCCAGCCCAAUGGGGAGAACGCCAUCUCAGCCCGCUCCGACCUCAACCCGGCCAACGGCUCCUACCCCUUCCCGGCCCUGCAGCAGCGUUCCCACGGGGGCAUCGACGUGAAGGUGACCAGUAUGUCGUUGGCGAAGACCCUGAGCCUGGUGGCGGCCAGCGGCCCCACGUGGGACCAGGUGCCCCCAUUUCAGUGGAGCACCUCCGCCUUCAGUCACCUGCUGCACAUGGGCCACCCCGACCUCUGGAAGUUCUCACCCAUCCAGGUCUCGUGGGACUGAGGCCCUGACCCCACAUGGCUGCUUCCCCCUGCAGGCCCCCCGCUGCUGCCUGGACCUGCAGCCCCACGUCCAUCUGGGGGGCCUCAUCCUUGCUGGACUGCGAUCGAGGCCAGGGUCUGCAGGGUCACCCUCAUCUGGGUGGGCUCCUCCCAGGGUGGGGCAUAGAGCCCAAGGGGGUUUGAAACUGACUGACUGUCCCCUGGGGUGGGUGACACUGUCCCCAUCCCCAGCAUCUGCUGCCUCUCUGCACUGUCUCUCUGUCUCUCUCGACUGCACUCUCUGCUUCUCUGUUUGUCUCCUGCCCCAACCCCUGCGGCGAGCCUGCAGGUGGCACAGGAGCUGGGCGUUCUCCCUGAGGGUGCCCUCCUCCCAGCCCCGUGCCCUCUCGGGAAGCAGCCCUCCCUGCGUGUCCCGUUCCGGACGCGUCCUUGAGGGCAGAAACUUGAAAACACACAAAAGCCAAAGUUUCUGGCCACUAGUGGCCGGAGGGUCCCGUGUGCCCUCUGCUCUCGGGGGCAGGUGGGAGUGCCAGCCGCAGGCUCCCGCCUUGUGCCCCCUGGCCUCCGGCUCUGCCUGCUGCUCCCUUGCGCGGGAGCUGCCCCACAGGCGGCACCGCCAUUAAACCAAGAGGCCGUGGCCCUGUGCUGUGCUUCUUGGGGCUGCCAGGAAGGCGGGUCGGCGCCUGUUUUCGUCUCAGGUUUGGGUUCUGCGCCCUCCCCCAGGGGCCCCCCAGCCCAUCCUCUGCCUGUCCAUCUACUCAUCCAUCCCUUGGCCUGCCCUCCCACCCACCACCCAUCCAGCCAUCCAACACCCAUCCGGUCAUCUGUCUGUCUUCCUGCUUACCCACUUAGCAUUCACUGUCUGCUCGUCCAUCCACCCAUCUCCAUCCAUCUGCCUGUCCAUGUCCACCUGUCCAUCCAUCUCCUAUGCCCCACCUGCCCAUCCAUCAUCCAUCCAUCCACCCACCUACCUACCGUCAGCUCCAUCCUUCCUUGUGCCCAUCUGUCCAUCCCUCCAUCUCCCCACCUGUCAUUCAUCCGUCCACCUGUCUGUCCAUCCCCCCAUCCAUCCAUCUAGAUAUUUAUUGAGCACCUCCUAUCUUCUGGGUCCUGUUCUAGGACCCCAUUAGCCGCCAAGACCUGCCUAAGUCCUGCCGUGGGGUACAGACCAACAUAGAAUAGAGUCUCUCCCCGUCAGAUCCACACAUAGCCUGCCUUAGAAACAGGACUCGCCCAGUGCUGGGUGCCUGGGUGGGGCGGGGGGAGGAGAGCACACAGUUCUGGAGUCAGAGACCCAGGUUCGAAUCCUGCCUUCACCUCUUCCUAGCUGGGGACUCAACCUCUCUGAGCCUUGGUAACCUCGACAGUGACAUGGGGUGAUAUGCAGGUGGGUGCCCUGAGAGGGUGUGGGGAGGGCUCACUGUAGGGUGGGGGCAUCAUAGAUUCAGCAUUCAUUCAUUGGCAUAUACUUUUCAAACCCCGAGCAGGUGCCUUAUAACCCAGGUACAAAAAUGUCCCCCUACACCUGCAACCCCUGCUACUCAGGGGUUAGACUGGCCACGCCGCGGGAGAAAGGACUGUGAGUUCGGGGCCAGCCUGGCAGUAGGGUAAGACCCUGUCUCAAGGAAAACGAAUUUAAAAAUCCCCGCUCUUGGUGACAUUUACGUUGGGGACAGAGUUCACUUAAGGUCCCUCUAAUCUGCUCCCUGGUGUGUAAACUAUUCGUAAAUGCUCUGGAGAAAAUAAAGCAAGGCGGGGCUGCC
This is a messenger RNA of Tupaia belangeri chinensis (Chinese tree shrew), 3364 nucleotides long. It is a transcript of the gene PLBD2, whose product is annotated as phospholipase B domain containing 2. Gene Ontology annotation, biological process: phospholipid catabolic process. Gene Ontology annotation, molecular function: glycerophospholipase activity. Gene Ontology annotation, cellular component: extracellular region. Lineage: Eukaryota; Metazoa; Chordata; Mammalia; Scandentia; Tupaiidae. The record is from RefSeq and is a predicted model, not a curated record.